Messenger RNA from Rhinopithecus roxellana (golden snub-nosed monkey), 2202 nucleotides. It is a transcript of the gene TGIF1, whose product is annotated as TGFB induced factor homeobox 1. The coding region runs from base 699 to 1733 and encodes 344 amino acids. Gene Ontology annotation, molecular function: RNA polymerase II cis-regulatory region sequence-specific DNA binding; DNA-binding transcription factor activity, RNA polymerase II-specific. Gene Ontology annotation, biological process: regulation of transcription by RNA polymerase II. The transcript is spliced from 3 exons. The record is from RefSeq and is a predicted model, not a curated record. Lineage: Eukaryota; Metazoa; Chordata; Mammalia; Primates; Cercopithecidae.
GGGUGGCAGGCUGGCUCUAAUUUUCGGGAUAAUCCUAAAACAGACGCUCCAAAGUGGAGUUAGUUAUCCCCUGGCCGUCUUAGUACUCCUCGGGUUUAAUCUUAUUUCCACAGAGUUUCUUCUGCCGGGAUCUCUACCGAGGUUACCGAACAAAAACAGCACAGAGCCCAGGCUGGAGGCAGACCCGGGCGCUGUCUCUGCUGGGCUUAUUUGUUUGGGGUUUUUCUUUCUUUUUUUUAAAGUGAUGGGGGAAGUCUCAUUGUGUGGCAUGUGACAGUUCGUUUGCUUCAAAACAACAGGACGUAACCACGCGAAAACUAGAACCAGAGGAGGGGGCAUGCGUUUCUUUAAAGUCAGCCAAACAGCAUCUGGUCUUUGAAAGGGCAAUUUCAUCAAGAAACUCCUGUUGGAUCCCUCCUAAUGCGGACCAAAAUAAGUCAACAGGAACGGGUGUUUACUUAAUGGCUAGUUUCUGUUUGAAAUACCGGAGGGGAGGAGGGAUCCCCUACGAGGGUUCCAGUCCUAAAAGCAGACACUGUUGACCGAAACAGAUUAGCAGCCACAGCGUGGUCACCCUUUAGCUAUAAAAGUGGCCGCUGCCGGGGUCCGACGACUCGGGGUGUCAGGCGGAGUCUUGGCGAAGCGGGUGCGCGCCCUGCCGUCCCCACCAGGCAGAGACGUUUAAAGAGCAUGUGAGCAUGACAAGUGUCUGUCCGCAACGUGUCAGAUUUCGAAACUGCCUUGCAAUGCAGUCCGGAACUCGCAGCUUUAGCCCGGGGGAACAGACGUUCGCUGAGGCUGUGUCUCAUCAUUCCCCCACCACCACCCCCGCCGACCUCCCACUGUUGCUGCUGGAGGAAGAGCCCCGGGAGGAGAAGGGUGCGCCGCGCCGCGCCCGCGUGUCAAUGGCAGCCGCGCAUUCUGGAAGAAGUAUUGUUGCAGCAUCUGGCAGUGAGACUGAGGAUGAGGACAGCAUGGACAUUCCCUUGGACCUUUCUUCAUCCGCUGGCUCAGGCAAGAGAAGGAGAAGGGGCAACCUCCCCAAGGAGUCAGUGCAGAUUCUUCGGGAUUGGCUGUAUGAGCAUCGCUACAAUGCCUAUCCUUCCGAGCAGGAGAAAGCAUUGCUGUCCCAGCAAACACACCUGUCCACACUACAGGUCUGUAACUGGUUCAUCAACGCCCGCCGCAGGCUCCUCCCUGACAUGCUGAGAAAGGAUGGCAAAGAUCCAAAUCAGUUCACAAUUUCCCGCCGUGGGGCCAAGAUUUCUGAAACGAGCUCUGUGGAGUCCGUGAUGGGCAUCAAAAACUUCAUGCCAGCUCUAGAGGAGACCCCUUUUCAUUCCUGUACAGCUGGGCCAAACCCAACCCUCGGGAGGCCACUGUCUCCCAAGCCGUCGUCCCCGGGAUCAGUUUUAGCUCGUCCAUCGGUGAUCUGCCAUACCACUGUGACUACAUUGAAAGAUGUCCCUUUCUCUCUCUGCCAGUCAGUUGGUGUGGGACACAACACAGAUAUACAGCAGAUAGCGGCCAACAACUUCACAGACACCUCUCUCAUGUACCCAGAGGACACGUGUAAAUCUGGACCAAGUACAAAUACACAGAGUGGUCUUUUCAACACUCCUCCCCCUACUCCACCGGACCUCAACCAGGACUUUAGUGGAUUUCAGCUUCUAGUGGAUGUUGCACUCAAACGGGCUGCAGAGAUGGAGCUUCAGGCAAAACUUACAGCUUAACCCAUUUUCAAGCAAAACAGUUCUCAGAAAUGUCAUGAUUGCCGGGGUGAAGGCAAGAGAUAAAUUGCAUUAUUUUAUAUAUUUUUUAUUAAUAUUUGCACAUGGGAUUGCUAAAACAGCUUCCUGUUACUGAGAUGUCUUCAAUGGAAUACAGUCAUUCCAAGAACUAUAAACUCAAAGCUACUGUAGAAACAAAGGAUUUUCUUUUUUAAAUGUUUCUUGGUAGAUUAUUCAUAAUGUGAGAUGGUUCCCAAUAUCAUGUGAUUUUUUUUUUUCCUCCCCUUCCCCUUUUUUGUUAUUUUUUCAGACUGUGCAAUACUUAGAGAACCUAUAGCAUCUUCUCAUUCCCAUGUGGAACAGGAUGCCCACAUACUGUCUAAUUAAUAAAUUUUCCAUUUUUUUUCAAACAAGUAUGAAUCUAGUUGAUUGAUGCCUUUUUUUCAUGACAAUAAAGUAUUUUCUUUAAAAA